Coregonus clupeaformis (lake whitefish) is the source of this 2746-nucleotide messenger RNA. RefSeq names its product CAAX prenyl protease 1 homolog. The transcript has 10 exons. Gene Ontology annotation, molecular function: metalloendopeptidase activity. The coding region runs from base 351 to 1751 and encodes 466 amino acids. NCBI's taxonomy places the organism in Eukaryota, Metazoa, Chordata, Actinopteri, Salmoniformes, Salmonidae. The record is from RefSeq and is a predicted model, not a curated record. Gene Ontology annotation, biological process: CAAX-box protein processing. Gene Ontology annotation, cellular component: endoplasmic reticulum membrane.
ACAGGCUGUGGUCUAUCUUGGUUUAGUUAUAGAAAUCUUUGCUAUUACUAUUGCUCACUAUAAGCAUGGAACUAGUUAUUGCAACCAUUUGUUUUACGGGGAACAAAAUGAACUGCUGCACUGAGCAUACCAUUGCAUGAAUGAAUGGAAUUUGGAAGCGAAUGAGCUAGCCAUCAUUUUGAGUGGUUUGGUGAAUGCUAGUCAAUUUAAACUGCGUAUAUAAACAUAACUAAGUUAUUUAAAUAUAAAAAGUAUUAUCUUCUGAAUAAAGACCGGAAGGCGUAUGAACAACGGGCGGCAGUCAAACUAGCUACCUUGGUAACUUCAAAUAGAGACAGGCCAGAAUAAAGAUGGAAACGAUACUUGACCUACCAAUUGAAAAUAAGAUAUUUUAUGCUGUUCUGGUGUUCUCGUGGACGGUUUAUCUAUGGGAGGCCUACCUUGCGUACAGACAGCGGAGGAUAUACAGGUCGACCAUGCACGUGCCACAAGAGUUGGGGAAGAUCAUGGACACGGACACCUUUGAGAAGUCACGUCUUUAUCAACUGGACAAGAGCAACUUCAGUUUCUGGUCUGGACUGUAUUCAGAAACUGAGGGGACGCUGAUCCUGCUCCUUGGUGGAAUCCCUUUUCUUUGGAAAGUUGCUGGGACUGUGACUGCUCGUUUUGGAUUGGGUCCAGAGUAUGAAAUCUUCCAGUCUCUUUCGUUUCUGAUGCUUGCGACUCUGUUCAGUGCCUUCACUGGCCUUCCCUGGAGUAUCUACAACACCUUUGUCAUUGAGGAGAAGCAUGGCUUCAACCAGCAGACGCUGGGGUUCUUCCUGAAGGAUGCUGUGAAGAAGUUUAUUGUGACCCAGUGUAUCUUGUUGCCAGUGACCUCACUGCUCCUCUACAUCAUCAAGAUUGGUGGAGACUUCUUCUUCAUCUACGCCUGGCUCUUCACACUGGGGGUCUCUCUGGUGCUGGUGACCAUCUAUGCUGACUACAUUGCUCCCCUAUUUGACAAGUUCACCCCUUUGCCAGAGGGCGAGCUGAAGGAAGAGAUUGAGAGCAUGUCCAAGUCUAUCAGUUUCCCCCUCACUAAGGUCUAUGUAGUAGAAGGUUCCAAGCGCUCCUCCCACAGUAACGCUUACUUCUAUGGGUUCUUCAAGAACAAGCGCAUAGUGUUGUUCGACACCCUGAUGGAGGACUACUCCCCCCUCAACAAGGACGGAGAGCCAGAGACUGUGCCAGCAGAGGAGACUGACACACCAACCGAGGCCAAAGCCAAGCCCAAGAACAAGAAGCAAGGCUGCAACAACCCAGAGGUCUUGGCCGUGUUGGGCCACGAGCUGGGCCACUGGAAGUUGGGCCACACUGUGAAGAACAUUGUCAUCAGUCAGAUGAACUCCUUCUUGUGCUUUUUCCUCUUUGCUGUGUUAAUUGGACGGAAGGAGCUGUUCAUGGCCUUUGGUUUCUAUGACAGCCAGCCCACGUUGAUUGGGUUGAUGAUCAUAUUCCAGUUCAUCUUCUCCCCAUAUAAUGAGGUCCUGUCCUUCUGUCUGACGGUCCUGAGCCGCAGGUUUGAGUUCCAGGCGGAUGCCUUUGCGCGGGGCAUGGGCCGAGCCUCAGAGCUCUACUCCGCCCUCAUCAAGCUCAACAAAGACAACCUGGGCUUCCCUGUGGCCGACUGGCUCUUCUCCAUGUGGCACUACUCCCACCCUCCCCUUCUGGAGCGCCUACGGGCCCUGGGAGGCACGAAGCAGGACUGACGGGCCCCGAAGGGAGAGCCACGUCUGCUGCCUCUACCCAAAGGCCUCCGCAAGCCACUUCUGGCCCUCUGAUGUCCUCCCCACCCCUAUCUUUCUCGCUGUUUCCUUGUUUUUGUUAUCCUUUAUCUUUACCAUUAGGUUCCUUUUUUCAAUUUCAAACUUAAACAAUACCAAAAUGGUUUGGUUUUGGUGAGACGAAGAGAUCUCGUCUAUGCUUAUUCUAGGCAAACAUGAAGGAACAGAUGUCAUAAACACAAAACCAUUGUGGGCAUAAAUAAUUGCCCUAAAAUGUUAUUUUAAGCACUUGCCACUAGUACAGGUCACAUUUAUCAAGGAUUGCUCAUUAUAUUUCGGCAAGGUUUUUAUUUCUUACUCAGUUUUAUUUGAAUUUUAUUUACUUCCCUAAGAAUUUGUCAUUCCAAGUGUUUUCUCAUAAAACCUCAAAUUGUACUGUAGCGUAACGAUCCCGGUCCAAUCCAUUUUUAGAGGGGUUUGAAAAAGAAACUGUGCUCCCUGAUUAUCAAGUGUCAAUAGGAUGUAUUGCUUGUACAGAGAAUGGGCCAACAAUUAAUUAUUAGUAUAUACUGCUGCCUAGGCUGUGACCGAACAGAGGAAUUAACAAUUUAGGUUACAUUUCUCUGCAUUUCUUUUUGACACAAUUUCGUUUUUUUUUUUUUUUUUUAUGCACUUGUUUAUAAACAAGGGUCUGACCUUACUGUACUUGUAAAUAAUUGAUUAGCGAUUAGCUUGGCAAAAGGAGAAAAAAGUGAAUGCAAACUUUUGGCAUAUUUGAAUGUGGUUUGGAAUCUUCUGUUAUUGUUUAGUUCUCUACUUCUGGUGCCUGUGUGCGAGGUUUGAUCGUGAACCCAGUCUUGGCUGGGGGACUGGGGUGGCUGUAAGUCACCUCACAUCACAUCACAUAACUCAAGUGUUUGGUUUGAUAUAGGACAUACAGUACUUUUCUUGCAAUAUUGUGAAUAAAGUCCCUCACAGCA